Messenger RNA from Pipra filicauda (Wire-tailed manakin), 2354 nucleotides. It is a transcript of the gene MBD1, whose product is annotated as methyl-CpG binding domain protein 1. NCBI's taxonomy places the organism in Eukaryota, Metazoa, Chordata, Aves, Passeriformes, Pipridae. The coding region runs from base 68 to 2329 and encodes 753 amino acids. The record is from RefSeq and is a predicted model, not a curated record. The transcript has 16 exons. Gene Ontology annotation, molecular function: DNA binding; zinc ion binding.
CCCAGGCGGCCGCGAGGAGGAGGAGGCGGAGGAGGAAGAACCGGAACAUCUGCGACAGCGGGGGGGGAUGGGAACGCCCCCCCCCAGGAUGGCCGAGGGCUGGGCCGACUGCCCCGCGCUGGGCCCGGGGUGGCAGCGCCGCGAAGCCUUUCGGAAAUCGGGGGCCACGAGCGGCCGCAGUGACACCUACUACAGGAGCCCCACAGGGCAGAAGUUCCGCAGUAAGAUCGAGCUGAGGCGGUACCUGGGCCCCGGCCACGACCUGAGCAACUUCGACUUCAAAUCGGGGCUGGAGCGGGCCGGGACCCCCCGGACCAGGAAAGGCCCCAAAUGGCGCCUUCCCGUGGGGCGCCCCCUGAAUCCCCCUGAGACCCCCCGGGAGGAGGAGGAAGAGGGGGGCGGGGUGGAAGCUGAGGAGGCCCCGCCCCUGCUGGUCCAGGCCCCGCCCCUGCCCCCUCCUGCAGUGGUCACGCCUCCUCCUCCCACCGAGCCCACGCCCCUGAUUGCUGUGGCCCCGCCCCCACCCACCGAGGCCCCGCCCCCACCGGAGCCCCCCCUUGUGCGCAGGACCCGCAAACGGAACCCUCCGGAGCCCCCCCAGGACGGGGCUGUGGUUCUCUGUGCCGGCUGCCAGAGCCUCUUCCCGGGGGUGUCCCUGCCCCCCCAGCGCCGCUGCCGCUGGCUCUGCCCCGACUGCCGCGCCCAGAGACGAGACUUCAACCGAGAGCAGCGGUUCUACAAGCGGGUGGGCUGUGGCUCGUGCCAGGCCUGUCGCAUCCCUGAGGACUGUGGCAUCUGCAGCGCCUGCACCCGCAGCCCCCCCGGGGGGCCCCCCGGCCCCGCCUGGCCCCACAAGUGCCUCCUGCGUCGUUGCCUGCGCAUCGUCAAGAAGGGCCUGGGCUGUGGCUCCUGUCCCGGCUGUCUCAGCACCGAGGACUGCGGCAGCUGCUGCAUCUGCCUGAGGCGGCUCCAGCCCGGCCUCAAGCGCCAGUGGCGCUGCCUGAGGCGGCGCUGCCUCCGCCCCAAGAAAUCGAGGGCAGCCAAGAAGACCCAGAUCCCCCAGGCCCUGACAGAGAAGUGGAAACCCUCCAUGGAGCAGGAGCCCAGCGACAACCCCAGCACCAGGCACAGGAAGCCGCUGACCAAGGGCAAGGAGAAGAAGAAGCCUGGCCGACCCCCGAAGCCCCCCGGGCCCCGGCGGGGGGUGAGGAGCAGGGCCAGCCGGCGCUGUGGGGUGUGUGCGGCCUGUCGGCGCCCGGCCGACUGCGGCCGCUGCGACUUCUGCCAGGACAAGCCCAAGUUCGGGGGGCAGAACCUCAAGCGCCAGAAGUGCCGCUGGAGGCAGUGCCUGCGCUGUGCUAUGGUCAAGGAGGACCCUCUGGGGGGGACUGAGCAGGGCCCUGGACCCCUCCCAGGCCCCCCCCUGCGCCUCUGUCCCAUCAAGGAGGAGGUGGGUCCCCUCCCACGCCUCGAGGUGAGAUCCCCCGGCCGCCUGGGACCCCCACUGGAGAUGUGGGGGCCCCCACCGACCCCCCCUGCCCCCCAAGACCCCCGGCUGGGGCUCCUCAUCGCCUCGGCCCCCCGGCUCAAAGGGGCCCCCCCGGAGCCCAGCGUGGCCCCCCCGCCGCCCCCCCCCGGGGAUCUGGGGGUCCUGAUCGCCGCCACCCCCCGCGUGAAGCAGGAGCAGCCCCAGCCCAGCGCGUCCCUGGUGCCGGUGCCCCCCCGGCCCCCCCCGGCCCCACUGGUGGUGCUGAGUGAGAGUGAGGAGGAGGAGGAAGAGGAGGAGGAGGGAGGAUGCCGAGUGGUGAGGACGAGGGGUGCUGCUGGGCUGGGGGAGGGUCCCACGGGUGGGGGGGUCUCACGUGGCUGUUCCUGUACUGGGGGGGUUGCAGAAUUUAGGAGGAGUCUCAAGAAACUUGAGGGGGUCCUGAGGCUCUUAUGGGGUCGUGGGGGGUGCUUGGGAGAGCUGCUGGAGAUCCCCCUCCCCGCGCACUGGGGGGUGGUGGGGGGCGGCCCGGGGGGGGGCCGGGGGCUGCGGCUGGUGCAGCGCUGUCCCCGCUCGCCCAUGGCCGCGGCCGCCGUGCUGCUCAACCCCGGGCUCGCCUUCCGCGUCCUGGUGGCCCGGGGGCGGCCGGUGCCCCCCGGGCACGAGGUGCUGGCCCGGAGACCCCCCCUGCGCUCCGUCCUCGACCUCGUGGAGCUGCUCUGCGACCUCGAGGCCUACGGGCCCUGCCCCGGCCCCCCCGGGGGCCCCCCCGGGCCCCGCUGCCACGUCCUGGUGAGGGGGGGUCGCUGCUGCCGGCCCUGCCUGGCCACGGGGGGGGACUGAGGGGGGAUUGGGGAGGGGGGACCAA